UCCUUCACUUGACUGAUACCAAGAAAAUUACUUUCAACAGAGGAAAACCUUCAUUUUCAAUUCGGUCAUCAAUGGCUUCCCUAAGAACCCUCCUCACGGGCACAGCUGCCUCCUCCUUGAAGAAGCAUCUGAUCAUCACAAAUGCACGUCCAAAACUAGCUGCUACCACUUCACUUGCUCCCCACCGCCUUCAGCUCCUCCCCACCACCAAAACCUUCACUUUCCGCCCUCUCUCCGCUCCUAACUAUUCCACCUUCAUCGUUUCUGACUCCGACUCUGAAGCAGCAGAUGAGUUCUGCUCUGAUUCCGAGGAAGCCGUUGAAAUCUUCUCUGAUGAAUCCAAGAGGGGCAUUUUCCCAUAUGAAAACCCUUUUCUAAAAGCUGGAAACAGGAACGUUUUCGAGAUGCAUGUUGAUGAUGAAGCAGCAAAGCUGAGGUUUGAUUUCCCCGGGGUAGGGAAAGAAGGCCUGAAAAUCUGGUUUGAGAACGGUAACCUGAAAAUAGAGGGUACUGAAGAUGCUACUGAUGUUGACGGGGUGCCCAAGGAAGGCAGAAAGUAUGCUGUUACAUAUGAGAUUUUUGAACCAGGGUUGCUGAAAAAAGAUGAAGCUAAAGCUGAGAUGAAGAAUGGGGUCCUGAAGGUGGUCAUCCCCAUGGUGAAAUUUGAGGAGAGGAAGGAAGUUGUUCACGUCAACGUUGCCUGAAACUGAAUCACCAUUCGCCUACCUGGUUUCCAUAUCUAAGAGUAGAUAGAACAAUUUAGGAUCUUCAUCUAGUUUCGGACUUUUUCCUCUAGAUCUGCUUUUGGUUAUUUAUUUGGAGACUUGGAUCCCAUUUGCUGGCUCAUCUUCCUUAUUGUUGGAGUCUUGAAUCGAUUAAGUAUCUGUAUUUAAUCAUGAGUAUGAUUUUCAAGACAUCACAACUAUUUUGGAAUCCUUUCCUAUGGGUAGUUGUACUGCUCCUCGUUUUAUUUCUAUUGAUAUGCAUCUUUUAAUCCUA
Messenger RNA from Coffea arabica (coffee), 999 nucleotides. Its product is annotated as heat shock 22 kDa protein, mitochondrial. The record is from RefSeq and is a predicted model, not a curated record. NCBI's taxonomy places the organism in Eukaryota, Viridiplantae, Streptophyta, Magnoliopsida, Gentianales, Rubiaceae.